Messenger RNA from Brugia malayi, 516 nucleotides. The record is from the annotation of a RefSeq genome assembly. Lineage: Eukaryota; Metazoa; Nematoda; Chromadorea; Rhabditida; Onchocercidae.
AAAAAUGAUGCUAGAAUAAAAGAACUCGAGGCGAUUUUGCAUGGGCAUUUUGUACUGCCAUCAGGGCUGCACAGUGAUAUGUACACACAAUGCGCUAAGAUUUUUGAGAAUCCAAGGAGAGCAAUGAAAGUGUGUGAGCUACUAGCAAAUAAAAAAAAAAGAGCUAAAACUCCACAGAUUUAAUUAAUACUCUCUUCUGCAAUUGCUGGAAUAAUUGUCGGCUAUAAAAUUGGCAGGCAACUUGGAAUGAAAACAGUGUUACGUGAGCGUGUUAAUGGUAAGUUUGAACUGCGCCGUGAUUGUGAUUUGAGAUUAAAUAAGGUGAGAGAGAAAAUAUUACUAGCUGAAGAUGUGAUAAACACGGACAAAUCUUCACUUCAAGCUGUGAAAUAUGCACAAGAUAUGGGGGGUAAAAUUGUUGCUGAAGCUUCCCCAAUAAAGUGAAAUAGUGAAACAAAAUUACCUUUUUCUACUAUAUCUUUACUUGAGCUCAGCAUUAAAAAUUACAGCGAAGCA